AUGAGUCGGACACCCGAUCGCGAGGACGACGACAAGAAUGUCGCGGGGGAAGAUCCAGCGCUCCAGCCACUCCUCCCAGCCACCGAGAAUGACCAUGAUACCCAUACUGCACAUGCGUAUGUUACCCAGUCCGGGUUUAAGAGGCUUUCAGCCACGGACAAGAAGACGUUAUUAUUGACGACUACCAUGGACAAGAUGGGCAUGGGACGAUACUCAUGGUACAUCUUCUUCUUAUGCGGCUACGGUUACGCCCUCGAUUUAAUGUGGGCGCAAGCCUUCGGCCUCAUUGUCAGCUCCGCGCAGCAAGAGUUCGGCAUCCCAGAUUCACAGUUUGGUACUCUUCUAACUGCCUUCAACGUUGGCCUCACCAUAGGCGCCUUUACAUGGGGAAUCAUUGGAGAUAUGUUCGGGCGGAAAUGGGCAUUCAACCUGACAGUCCUCAUUACCGGAUUUUGGGGUAUGCUACUUGGCUCUGCCCCCAGCUGGCCCUGGCUCUGCUUCCUUUCUGUCUUCACUGGUUUUGGGAUCGGAGGCAACAUACCGACGGACGCUAGCAUUGUUCACGAGUUUCUGCCACACGACAGCAAAUACCUCCUCGCAGCUCUAUCGCUCUUCCAACCUCUUGGCGUAGUUGUAUGCUCCGUCAUCGCUUGGGGGUUCAUCCCAUCCAAUAGUUGCGAGACCGGGCUAAGGUCCUGCUAUAUCGCUGAUCCCGGGGAACAGUGCUGUGCGAGGGAGGACAAUGUAGGCUGGAGGUUCACUACAAACGCGAUCGGUGCUAUCACAUUGUUCUGUUUCUUCCUCAGAUUCGUCGUGUUCAAUUUUCAGGAGAGCCCGAAGUUCCUGCUACUCCAGGGUCGCGAGCAGGAAGCCGUCGAUGUCAUCCAGCACAUAGCCAAGGUGAAUCGGAAGCCGUGCUCGCUGACUGUCGAAGAUAUCUACGCUCUGGAUGGUGAUGAUAUAUCGGAAUCUUCUUCUACAAGGUCUGGCGAGCCGAAGACUCUGGGAGAGAUGGCCAGCCAGUUCAAAGUGUUCUUCUCGACGCCCUAUAUGGCACGACUGUCACUUGCGAUAUGGGCUACGUUCAUUUUUGAUUAUGCCGCAUUUUCCAUUGCCGGUGGAUUCCUACCGGAUAUCCUUAGGAGGAAGGGCGUGGCUGCUGGCCAGUCAGUAGACAUCACAUAUCGAAACUAUAUAAUCAUAUACGCUCCAGGCAUCGUCGGUGUCGUGCUCGGGGCGUUUGUGAUACAGACCAAGAUGCUUGGCAAGACAUGGUCAAUGACGAUUUCUGCUAGCCUGAUGGCCGCUUCGUUGUUCGCUUUCGUAUACAUUGAUUCCCCGGCGGCUAAUGUGGGCUUCAACGCCAUGGAGUAUUUUUUCCAAUCCAUGUUUAACGCCAUUCUGUAUGGCUACACACCGGAAGCGUUCCCGGCUGCGGUGCGCGGUUCCGCUUGCGGCAUCGCUAGUACCUGGGGUAGACUUUCAUCUAUCGUUGCACCGCUGGUGGCAACCCGGCUACUUGCGACCAGUGUGGACGGCGUUCUAUACCUUGCUGGUGGUGCAGCAGUCCUGUCCGCUAUCGUGACCCUUUUCUUGCCGGAGAAGCUCAAGAAUGAAGGCUUUUGA
Gloeophyllum trabeum ATCC 11539 is the source of this 1626-nucleotide messenger RNA. RefSeq names its product MFS general substrate transporter. Lineage: Eukaryota; Fungi; Basidiomycota; Agaricomycetes; Gloeophyllales; Gloeophyllaceae. The record is from RefSeq and is a predicted model, not a curated record. Gene Ontology annotation, molecular function: transmembrane transporter activity. Gene Ontology annotation, cellular component: membrane. Bases 1 to 1626 code for a protein of 541 amino acids. The transcript has 12 exons. Gene Ontology annotation, biological process: transmembrane transport.